AUGGACGAACGAGCGAUUCUCGAGUUCUACCGGUUGCAGACGCUUUACCCGACCGAAUGGCCCGAGGAAAACAACAGCGAUGCGUCCGAUAGCGAAGAUGAAGUCAAGAAGAAGAUGCAGAGACGGAAGUCGAGAUACCAAGCGCUGGAACGGACGACAACCCGACGAAGCUUAAUCGGAGCGGAAUCCACAAGCAAAGGCGCAGGUGGGGGUGGAGGUGCCUUGGUGCAGAAGGACGAGCCUGAUCCCUUAGGAACAACGGAUAGCCUUGUAAGGACCUUGCGGCAGUUGGGUCUGCCAGUCCAAGAGAAUGCCCGGCUGCGAAACCGAUUCCUCCUUUCUUCCACGACGUUUACUCCCUCGCUGUUCCUUUCGCAAGUGCACUCCACGGCCGACAGUCAGAGGCUCCUAGACGGCCUCAACAUGCUCACGAGAUCGAUUGACGAGAAAUCAGCAUCGCUUAAAGUGCUUGUUGAGACCAACUUCGAACGUUUCGUCAAGGCCAAAGCCGCGAUUGACAAUGUGUACAAGGAGAUGAAAUAUAGGGGCACUGAACCUCCACCCACGGGUCGCCCACGUGGCCAUUCAAGACGCGAGAGUAGGAACAGUUUUCGCGCCAGCGGUGUCAAUAAUCCCCUCGUCUCACCGGUUAACGACCCGCGGAAGAGGAAUGCCCUUGUUAAGGAGAGCGAGUAUGGCGUACUAGGGAUCAAGACCCCGCUUCUAGAUGUCACCGCCAAAGCCGAGGACGUGUGGGGUCCCGCGCUCGGCGGGCGCGAGAAGGAGGAGCGUUUAAAGACUAUCGCGGGCAACAUCGACCGCUUCAAGGACUACACAGAACUGAGCUCCGCUAUCGCGGAUAGUAUCAAAGGAAAGGAUUACGAAAGUCUUGUGGAGGAGUAUAACCGCGCUAGGAGGAUAGCCGAUGACGCCAGAGCCCUGGCUCAGCGAUUGGGCAGCACAACGCCCACUGACUCAGAGCUUUACCAGCUCAUACUCGCCUGCCGUAUGUGGCAUGACGUGGAUGAGCAGAUACAAGUGUUUAAGCGAGAGGUCUGGAGAAACCUUACGUCCGUCCAGACGAUCGCAAAGGCGGACAACUUGCCAGGACACCCUGAGGAUCGGCACAUGGAGCUCAUCUCUCUCCUCCUGGAGCUGGGUGUGGAUGACAACCCCAUCUGGCUCUGGCUCCUCAGCCGCUACGACUUCCUCAAGGGGAAGAUACAGGCCACAGCGGAUAGAGCCAAGGUUGAGAUUGAAAUCCUACGCCGUCGGCUUGCGAGCUCGGAUAAACCGAGCCCACAGGUCACUGCAUCUUAUUUACGGUCCAUGAGUCGCCAGCCUGUCCAUAAUAGACCAUCCUCGCUCGACUCUAGCGACGUUGUUGAGCUUUGGGAGAAGAUGUUCAGCUUCGUCAGUACAAUGCUCUCGCAGCAGGGUCUGUUGGGAGAGAUUGUGGGCUUCUGGCAUAUGGUGAGGGAUUUUGUUAGUGGAACUACGCAGAAGACCUUGCCGGUUGGAUACAAUGGCGAGUCGAAGCAAUUCCACAGGCUAUCUGCCGAGGGGACGGUAUCUUUGGAGAAAGCCAUCGUUGAACUGGUCGAUAUCGUUCGGGACAACAUCUUCGCCUUUUUCGCGGGGCUUCCUCCCGAGGACAUUUCACUGCUGUUUUCUCCUCUGCCUCCCUCACCAAAGACUCCCGGUGGCCUGUCCUCGAUGUCCGGGUCUCUAUCACCGGGUGGGCCCCGCGACCCGCGAUUUAAUCUAGAUCCGAACAAUCUCCCACCGCCGUCACCAAAACGAGGUGAGGCCUGGGAGAAGUUUGCGUUCUGGCCUCCAUGGUCUAACUCAAUCAGCGGCGUGCACUACUUGUCCAAGAUGCUCGCCCUUAUUGGUGCAGGGGCUGCAGAGUUCGCGACUAUUAAGCCCCUCGGAAGCGCGGACGGAGCUGCGGUCGAGAGACUGAAGGCCUUGGUUGGCGCGGCAAGAGAGAGGUCAGUAACGGCUCUUUGCGCAGCCUGGAACAAGGACGCCGAGAAUAUCAAGUUUGUCGAAGAUUGGCAUAGGGGUGACACCGGUGAUGUGACGCGCAUGCCAGCCAGUUUCGCCGCUUUCGAGGGCGCCCUACUCGCUGGCAUGCAGAAGAUUCUCUACAUCUCAGAGGCGAUGGCUAAGCCGGGCGCGGAGUUUAUCGUCCUUCCACCACAAGCCAAGCUGUUGCAGAUGGUCCGGAGUCAAUAUGUCACCACGCUCUAUAAGGCGCUGAGCGGCAUGGUUGAGAAUGCCGAGCGGUCGUUGAAGCAAGCCGAUGAUGAGUGGACUACGGAUGUUGACAGCGCUGCUGCAACAGCUGCAACAGUCUCCAUGACAACUGGCAAGGGUACACUGGAUCCGAGUGAUAGAAAUGUUCGCAUGCUUUUGACUCUUAGCAAUCUUCAAGCCCUCCGGUCUCAGGUUGUGCCGGCUCUCAACACCCAGUUCGAGAAUGCCUUCUCGGUCAAACUUACGGAUGAGUCCAAGACUAUCCGGGACGUACUGGGCCAGAUUGAUGCUCGGCUCUUCCAAACAUAUACCCGCCCAGCGGUCGAAAGCUUCCGUGGCAUCAUCAAGGCCGGCAUCUCAGAUCCUGAAUGGAACCCACCCCCUGGCGUCAAGCCCACGGCGGCCAGACCCUACGUCUACGAGGUUCUCCUCGGUCUCGUCCUCGUCCACUCGCAAGUAUCAACUACUGCCCCCUCCCUCACCUCCCAGGUCCUCUCCUUCCUCCUCGAGCAAAUCAGCCGCGAGCUCCUCGACACCUACCGCACGCGGCACAAAUACACGCUCGAAGCGCUCAUGCAGGCCACCCUCGACGUUGAGUUCAUCGCCCAGACGCUCAGCCAGUACACCACCGACAGGGCCUCGGAGCUGCAGGGGCAGGUGUACCAGGAACUCGAUAGCCGCACGGACGAUAGCACCAGGGCGAAGCUCCAGGGGGAGUUGCCGGAGAUGCGGAGCGUGUUGAAGAAGUUGAGGGAGGCGAGUAAGAUGGAGUUUGCGUGUUUUAGGAAACCGAAGAGGCCGCAGCAAGGUGAUCGGCGGGAUACUGCGAUGAGUGGUUGA
Messenger RNA from Scedosporium apiospermum, 3102 nucleotides. RefSeq names its product Exocyst complex component Sec5. The transcript has 3 exons. NCBI's taxonomy places the organism in Eukaryota, Fungi, Ascomycota, Sordariomycetes, Microascales, Microascaceae. The record is from RefSeq and is a predicted model, not a curated record. Gene Ontology annotation, biological process: exocytosis; Golgi to plasma membrane transport. Gene Ontology annotation, cellular component: exocyst. The coding region runs from base 1 to 3102 and encodes 1033 amino acids.